Messenger RNA from Eruca vesicaria subsp. sativa (arugula), 1345 nucleotides. The record is from the annotation of a GenBank genome assembly. Lineage: Eukaryota; Viridiplantae; Streptophyta; Magnoliopsida; Brassicales; Brassicaceae.
AAGCAUAAAAAAACCCUCUGCACAUUAUCGAAAUGGAAGUCAACUCUAUGGAAACACCGUUGCUUUCGUCAAACGAUCAUGAGGCUGAAGUUUACAAACCGAACUUAACCAGUUUGGUUUCCACAAUGAAACCUAAUUUCUUCAUUGGUUUGCCUCAGAAACUUCGGUCUGUAAUCGACCCGGAAGACCCUUUUCACAUUGAUUUCUCGAAGGCCGUGGGUCUUAAAAGAGAUGAGGAGAAAUACUACGAACGACAAUUAGCAACACUUAAAUCUUUUGAGGAAGUAGAAAGUCUCAUAGCUCGGUCUGAAGAGCAUGUAAUCGAUGAAAAAGUCGUAGAAGAAGAUCGAGCUGAGAGAGCUGCACAAGAGAUGGCCAUGCAAAUCUCCAACUGGGCUAACAUAUUUUUACUUGGUCUCAAGAUAUAUGCUACAAUAAAGAGUGGAUCAAUAGCCAUUGCAGCAUCAACCCUCGACUCUUUGCUUGAUCUAAUGGCAGGAGGAAUCCUAUGGUUCACACAUUUAUCAAUGAAAAAUAUAAACAUUUACAAAUAUCCCAUUGGAAAGCUUAGGGUGCAACCUGUUGGAAUCAUUAUUUUCGCUGCGGUUAUGGCCACUCUUGGAUUUCAAGUGCUGCUUGUGGCAGCUGACAAAUUGAUUGCAAAUGAACCUUCAGAAAAAAUGAGCCAUGACCAAUUAAUUUGGUUAUAUUCAAUCAUGCUAAGUGCAACAGCUAUUAAACUUGUUUUGUGGAUCUACUGCAAAAGUUCGAGAAAUCAUAUUGUCCGUGCAUAUGCAAAGGAUCACCACUUUGAUGUUGUGACAAACGUUCUUGGACUAGUCUCGGCCGUUCUUGGGAAUGCUUUUUACUGGUGGAUCGAUCCGGUUGGUGCUAUUCUCUUAGCUAUCUACACUAUUAUCAAUUGGUUUGGGACCGUUAUGGAAAAUGCAGUCUCAUUGAUUGGACAGGCAGCUCCUCCAGAAGUGUUACAGAAGUUGACAUACUUAGUGUUGCGACAAGUCGCAGAUAAUAUCAGAUGUGUCGAUACUGUCCGCGCCUAUACAUUUGGUGUUCUUUACUUUGUCGAGGUGGAUAUAGAACUACCAGAAAAUUUGCCAUUAAAGGAAGCUCAUGCAAUUGGUGAAACAUUGCAAAUAAAACUCGAAGAACUUCCAGAAGUGGAAAGAGCUUUUGUUCAUCUCGAUUUCGAGAGUCAUCACAAGCCUGAACACUGUUUUUUCUACAAUUCCAAACGAUUUAUGAUAAUAUUUCUAUUUUUUUUUUUUGUUCACCAUGAUAAUAUUUCUAUUUAUAUGUAUGUUUUUGUGUGUCUAUUUAAAUAAAC